CCCAGGUGCUAGCCCUGUGGAGACUCCCCUAGAGCUGUGGAAGCUGGAGCUCCUCAAGCUUCCGGGCUGUUCCGUGUCACAGAGCUCCUGGAGACCUGGCCGUCCUGAGGCAAGUGCAGGUGUGGUGGAGUGUGCAGGAGGAUGUUUAGCCAGCAUGUGCUCGACUGUCCAGCUGUGAUCUUUGACAAUGGUUCCGGGUUGUGCAAAGCAGGGCUGUCGGGGGAGAUUGGACCCCGCCAUGUCAUCAGCUCCGUGGUGGGGCACCCCAAGCUCAAGAUGGCAGCAGCUGGGGCCAACCAGAAGAAGUACUUCGUGGGUGAGGAGGCGCUACACAAGGCUGACGUGCUGAGCCUGCAGUGGCCCAUCGAUCGGGGUCUGGUCACCAGCUGGGAUGAUGUGGAGAGACUGUGGAAACAUCUAUUUGAGUGGGAGCUGGGUGUGAAGUCUGGCGAGCAGCCUGUGCUCAUGACUGAGCCAUCACUCAACCCCCGCGAAGCCCGGGAGAAGACGGCCGAGGUCAUGUUCGAGGGCUUCAGUGUGCCAGCCUUUUACCUGUCAGACCAGGCAGUGCUGGCCUUGUAUGCCUCGGCUUGUGUCACAGGGCUAGUGGUGGACAGCGGCCAUGGCAUCACCUGCACUGUCCCCAUUUUCGAGGGCUACUCACUGCCGCAUGCUGUCAGCAAGCUGGCCGUGGCAGGCAGAGACAUCACGGAGCACCUCAGCCGGCUGCUCCUGGCUGGCGGUCGCACCUUCCCAUGUACGCUGGACAGGACAUUGCUGGAUGACAUCAAGGAGAAGCUGUGCUACGUGGCACUGGAGCCUGAGCAGGAGCUGUUGCGCCAGGCGGAGGAGGUGCUGCGAGAGUACAGGCUGCCUGAUGGGAGCACCAUGCGCAUCGGGGACCAGCUGUUCCAGGCGCCCGAGACCUUGUUCUCACCUGAGCAGCUGGGCGUCCAGGGCCCAGGCCUGGCUAGGAUGGUAGCCUGCAGCAUCACUAAGUGCGAUGCCGACAUUCAGAAGACGCUGUAUGGCGAGAUAGUGCUGUCAGGGGGCACCUCGCUGUUCCAGGGCUUGGAUGACCGGCUGCUGAGGGAGCUGGAGCAGCUGGCUGUCAAGGGCACCCCCAUCAAGAUCACAGCACCACCUGAUAGGUGGUUCUCCACCUGGAUCGGUGCCUCCAUCGUCACCUCGCUCAGCAGCUUCAAGCAGAUGUGGGUCACAGCAGCCGAUUUCAGGGAGUUUGGCACCUCUGUGGUACAGAGAAGGUGCUUCUGAAGGCUCCCCACCCUGACCCUGGGGAGGGAGCCCCCACUUGCUGUGGCUUGGAUGGAACAGUCAAUAAAACACAAAAUGGUGGA
Messenger RNA from Erinaceus europaeus (western European hedgehog), 1358 nucleotides. It is a transcript of the gene ACTRT2, whose product is annotated as actin related protein T2. The transcript has a single exon. The coding region runs from base 142 to 1275 and encodes 377 amino acids. The record is from RefSeq and is a predicted model, not a curated record. NCBI's taxonomy places the organism in Eukaryota, Metazoa, Chordata, Mammalia, Eulipotyphla, Erinaceidae.